AUGUCAUCAUCAUCACCAUUUUCAUCUUCUCUAUCUGUCAUGGCUGAACAUCUUAGUUUUAUCACCUUGAAGUACGCUAGGCCGGGUUCCUGUAUCUGUGGUUUCAUUACCACCGACUUCACUCGAUCCUUGUGUCCCUUGCAUGGCCAACCACAGCAACACCAGCCUAUCACCCAGAAUCGGAAAAGACACGACGUUGACGACGAUGCCGAUUAUGAGCCUGGCAGGAAAAGGACGACAGCAUCAGUACAGAAGACCAGAAGAGUGCGCCGGAUCACCUCUCCUCGCCGUCAUACCGUCCCUGUACGACAGCGUUUGCAGAAGCAGCCUCAGCCGCAAAUACAGACCUCUUCAAGUCCUUCAGCAUCACCACUAGCCCGUCUUCCUCCUACACCACCAGAGAGCCCUCCGAAUCGGACCACCUUCGACUUCUGUAAAGUAGACCCUUUAAUCCGCCGGCUCAUCUACCAGCAUCUCCUGAUUCCUAGGUCACAAACCAUCAGGUUCCCAACGAAAGGAUCCUCAAUCAAGCCAAUAUACCUCAAUCCAGAGCUCCACCCAUCCAUUCUCCACGUGAACUCGCAGGUGUAUCGAGAAGCGUCACAGAUUCUUUACGGCACAAAUACAUUUGUCGCAUCAGAUCCCUCUCAGCUGUUCCUGCCAAAUGGUGUACAGGGACUACGACGCAAGACCAUGACGUAUAUCCGACACUUGAUAUUCAAAAAGAGAGCAUCGAUGGCCACCUUGUGUAUGGAAAGUGGAGACACCGUGUACGAGCCCAUUUGGAAGAUGAUGCGCGACUACCCUGGAUUUCUUAAUUUGAACAAGAUCACGCUUCAUCGGGAAGUGAUGCGACCCGCCGACUUUUGCCUGAUGGGCUUGUCAACGUACCUGAACAAGCAUGAUGCUGGAAUAGGUUCGGAUGAAUGUAUCAACAAGAGGAAGAUGUUGAUCCAUGCAGCCGCGAAAGUUGCAUACCAGGUUGCGAUGAGAGACUCGGAGUUCCAUGGGCUGCAUAUCACGCUGGAGGAAGAGAAGGAGUACGGAUUGACACAGAGAGCUCUAACGGGCAAUAUCUUUGAGAUAUGUUUGACUAAGGGCGACAUCGUUGGUUCGCCUGCAAAUCUGUUUUUGCAUCGGACUGUAUGCACAACACUAUGGCUGGAGAGAGAAGCGGAGAUCAGAGGAGCUGAAGAGGCGUACCACGAGUACUUUGAGCGCUGUCGACCAGUGCUUCGGCAGGCUGGCUAG
Molecule: messenger RNA, 1251 nt
Organism: Exophiala viscosa
Lineage: Eukaryota; Fungi; Ascomycota; Eurotiomycetes; Chaetothyriales; Herpotrichiellaceae
Exons: 1
Coding region: 1-1251 (416 amino acids)
Source: RefSeq, a predicted model, not a curated record